GCCGUCCUCCCGGUGGUGGUCGCGGAGGUGAGCGCCGGUGCUCGGCCGGUCCCACCGGCGGAGCCCGCGGCGGCGGGAGGCCGGGACGAGUGCAAUAUUGGUAGGCGAGAGCACAACACUGCACCGCAUCCCGUCCCUCCCGCCGCCCCGGAGGGAGCGGAGCCGCCGCCGCCGCCGCUCGGGCCGCUCCGUGGGAACUGCGCGGCGCGCGCCGAGCCCCGGCGGCAGUGCCCGGUCGCCAUGGCGACGGGUGUCCCGGCAACGCGGCGGAAUGUGCCCCCCCCCCCCCUCCUCCCGCCCCGCCCCGGAGCGCGCGGGACCGGCACCGGCCCCCCACCCCCCCCCCCCCCCGCGCCCCGCGGCGGCGGCGACAAUGGGCGCGGCGGCCCCGGGCCCCCCUCUUAAAAGGGCAACGCGGCGGCCGCGGGGCAGCGGUGCCGGUGCCCGGGCGAGCUUUGUCCGCUGCCCGUUCCCGCCCCGGGAUCGGGACGGGCGCUGCCCGCGGGUGCCGGGGAUCCCGGCGGUGCUGAGCGCAGCUGUGGGGAGCCGGGGUGGGUGAAAUCGCCGCUCGGUACCGAGCACCUCCCGCCCGGCCCGCCUUCCGGGGCUUGGGGGGAGCACGGCGGGCCGGGGGGUCCUGCCGUCCCCCUACACGCCCCACGCCCCCCCCCCCGGCUGCGAGGGGCGUCAGCGGGGCCCCGGGCCCGGUCCCGCUCGGUGGAGCCGGGGCGGGAGGCGAUCGCUGUGUAGGGCCGCCCCCGCCAGGGGGCGCUGCCGGGCGGGGCUGGGGCGGCCCGGGACCCCCCGGGACCCCCCGGCCCCGCUCAGCCCCGCCGACACGCGUGGGUGCGGGGUACGGCCGGCCCGGCCGCACGGUCCCGAGCCUGGCGCUGGUGACUGGGGUUCUUGCCGUGGGAGUGGGGGUGCUGGGGUGCUCCCAGGGGACGGGAACGCGGCUCUGCGUGUCCGGCCCCUUGCUCUCCCACGCAGCGUGUCCUCAGUGGUUUUCCGCUAAGAGGAAUAUCGCACACCUUAAACCUCCUCUUUGAACAGGCUGUGGGGGGGCUCUUGGGGACACGGGCCGGGAGCUGCACCCCCGGCGCUGAACUGCAGCCGGGAGCCGGCGUUGGCACCAUGAGCAGAACGUGGUGGGUGCGGGAGGGUGCAGCAGCCUGGGCGAGGGCGGUGGGUGUCAGCAUCGCUGCUUGCAGGAGCUGCCCUUCCCCAUGGCUGAGGGGUUUCAGGGAGGUUGUGCUCACCCAGAGCUUAGCUGCCUGUGUCCUGCCUGUCCCCUGCCCGUGCCCUGCCCAUGAUCCCCUUGCCUGGCACCGAGGCUGUGGACCCCAACCGGGGGUUGGGUGCAGCUGGGUCCCGUGGCACCCAAGCUGAUGCCCAGGCUGCCUGUCCCUGCCCUGCUGUUACUGCAGCACAGAGGGUCCCCUCCUCUCAGCUCCCUUCGCACCAACACCUCAGAAACCUCCCAGCACGGCUGAGGUGGCGGUUUGGUUCUACUCGGGGGCCCCCACCAAGCCCUCCCGAGGAAUUGGGGCCCUCCCUGGGAAUCGGGGUUCACCCACAGGGCAGGGACAGGGAGAGUCCAGAAAGGCUGGUGUGGUCUGGCCGUGCCAGGAGCACAUGUCACCGGGGGGACAGGAGCUCUGCGCCCCGGCACAGGUGGCUCCUGGUACCUCUGGGGUAGAGCAUCGGCAUCGCCUUGGCACUGGGCAUCACCCUGGGCCAGGGGCUGUGUCCUGAGUGGGAAGGGUGUCUUGUGCCCGCUGGAGCCCUCAUGCCCAGGCAGGUGGGGGGGCCCUGGGACUUGGCAGGGAGGUUACUGGGAGGUACUAGGAUUUCGUGGGGCCCUGGGCCCCACCUGCGUAAGCAUUUCCUUGGGGGAUCACUGGUGUUUAUUUAUAUGUAGGGCGAGGCAGUAGACGGCCAGUAAUCAUUAACCCCAGACUGAGCUAGAGGAUGAGGCUCCCCCCAAAAUGAGGGGCUGGGGGGUCCAUUCCCUGUGCUCCCCAUGAGCUCCUGGGGACUGUGGCUCAGCCCACAGGGCCAGGUAGAUGCUGCAUCCCCCCUGCCCCGGGGACACCCAGCCACUGCGCCUUCCCUGUGCCCUUGCCUGAAGCUGCAUCCACCCACGGCAUGGGAACGCUGCUGGCCACUGGCCCCCCGAGCCAGGGGAGCAUGGGGGACCCCACCCAGGGGGGAAGAUGCCACGGGGGACCCAUCAGUGGGGCGGCACCCCCCUGCCCUGUGUCAAGCGGGGCAGAGGGACCCCCCUCCUUCCCGGGGCUGGCAGCGGGGUGGGGCCUCUCCACCUGCUCCAGGUGCUCUAUAAAGCUCCCGCUGCUGCCAAGCUGCCAGUUCCUGAUCUCCAGAUUGCAGUGCGCUGCCAGCUAACGGGAGAUCUGCUGCCGCAGAGCCCUGAGAGCUGCCGGGACCCCCUGGGAUGAGCCCCAUGGCAUUCAGUGCCUUGCUGCUGCUGCUGGUGCUGGGCGCAGGUACGCAUGCCAUGACCACCACUGACCCAGUCACCACAGAGACAACCAUGGCCGACACACCCACCAUAGAGAUGACUGACACACCCGCCAUAGAGGUGACUGACACUGACACAAUUGCCAUGGAGACCACCAUGGCUGACACAACCACCGCAGAGAUCAUCACCACUGACACGACCGCUACGGAGACAACUGCCGAGACGACCGCUGAGACGACCACCCCUAUGGCUGCUGCUCCGAACAUCACAGCCUCCAAAAACACAAGCGAUAACGGGACCCAACCCUCUGUCUCCUCCCCCACUACAGUCUUCCCCACCACACGCAACACCACAGACUUCCAGUCCAUCAACAGCUCCACAGGCAACGCCACAGUCAACAGCACCACAGUGCCCAUCUCUAGCGGUGCUGCCGCAUCCCAUGACAAUGCCACUGUGAACAGCAGCAGCGGGCCUCCCCCCUUCAGCACCAACACAAGCAACAGGAACUCCACGGUUCCCACCCCCGCUGCGUCUGGUAGAACAGUGAUCCCCAUCUCCAGCACCAAAGGCAAGGGGAGCACCAGCACCCAGGUCAUCCACAUGCAGAAAACCUCUGUCACCACUCCUGGCAGCACAGCUCCCAGGCAGACACACAUGGCUGUGCUGGGCAGCAGUGACAGUCCCAACCCCAGUGACACCACAGUCCAGCUGCUCGUCCGCAUCCUGCUGUCCUUCCGCAUUGUCAACAGGAGCUUCGAUGAGAGCCUGCAUGACCCCACGUCGAAGGAGUACAGGAGCCUAAGCCACACUGUCUUGACCAUGUUCAAGUACGUCUUUGGCUGCACGAGCUGCAUGGGCAGGCAGAACUACAAGGGAUGCAGUGAGCUCCGUUUCAGCCAAGGCUCGGUGAAGGUGCAGUCCAUCCUCGUGUUCGGGCACAGCAAUGACACCAUCACCAGUGAUGCCGUUGAGCAGCAGCUGAAGGAAAAGCUGAGCCAGAACAACUCCAUCAUGGACCUGCAGCUGGCUGACAUCCGGAGCACUGCGGAGGUGACGUCCCUGUCACCGGUGCCUGUGGUCCCAGAUUGGGCCAUUGCUCUGCUGGUCCUGGUCUGCAUCCUGCUGCUGCUGAGCAUCCUCACCUGCCUUUUGCUGACCACCUGCACCUGCCGCCGGAAAAGCCGAGGGAAGCUGGAUCUCUUCGGCACAAAGGACUCGUACCACCCCAUGGCCGACUAUCCCCCAUACCAGAGCCAUGGGCGCUACGUGUCACCCAACAGCAAGCCGAACCCCUACAGCCAGGUGGCCGGCAGCAACGGUGCGGGGGCCGGCACCUUCACCUACACCAACCCCGCCGCCACGUCCGACAACCUCUGAGGGACAUGCUGGGAUGCUCCUGGGGGCGCAGCACCGGCCCCGGGCAUGUCCCCCGGAGAUGCUGGGCCCCUCGCCGCAGGCAGCGGGAGCCGGAUGGUUCUGGAGCAGCCGGAUUCAUGCGUAUGACAGAACUAGACAAACAAAGAUUUGGGGUGGGAGGGGAGGUCCCCCGCACCCCCCGACCCCCACGCUCGCUCGGCUGUGCACCCCCUGCUCUGUACUCUGGGUGGGGGACCAGGCUCGCACCCCCCCACGCUCACCCGUGGGGUUCAGUUGCUCUUUUUGUGGUGUUAUUUUAUAUAAAUAUGUAUAUGGGGUGUCAGCACUGGGUUCGGCUGGGUGGGGAAGCAGGGUAGCAGAGUCCGUGGCUGUAGUAUAUUUACUGCAUUUCACAAUAAAAGGAUGGGUGCAGUUGG
Messenger RNA from Phalacrocorax carbo (great cormorant), 4275 nucleotides. The record is from RefSeq and is a predicted model, not a curated record. Lineage: Eukaryota; Metazoa; Chordata; Aves; Suliformes; Phalacrocoracidae.